CAGUUACUGAAAGAGAAAGCAAAUGCUUGUUUGGAAUCUGGAUUUGCUCCUUUUAAAAUAAGAAGAAAAAUGGCUUCAUUGAGUGGGAAGGUACAGACUGUAUUGGGCCUUGUAGAACCAAGUCAGCUUGGCUGCACCAUGACCCAUGAGCACUUGACAAUGGACUACACCUGCUGUUAUGUCCCACCUUCCUCAGGCCAAGAAACUUUGUCUGAUGAGCCCAUUGAAAUGAAGAACUUGUUUUGGAUUAAACAGAAUCCCUAUAGCCAUAAAGAGAACCUUCUUCUGUAUCAGGAAACAGAUGCGGUAAAGGAAGAGCUAUUGCAGUAUAAAGCAGCAGGUGGUGGGACUAUUGUGGAAAACACAACCAUGGGUAUCAGCCGAGAUGUGAAGACUUUAAAGAAGCUUUCACAGGAAACUGGGGUACACGUUAUUGCUGGGGCUGGGUUUUAUGUGCAUCACACUCAUUCUUCUGAGACACAAGCUAUGUCCGUGGAGCAGCUUACAGACAUUAUCAUGCACGAGAUACUCAGUGGAGCUGAUGGAACCAACAUCAAGUGUGGUGUGGUAGGAGAAAUUGGCUGCUCAUGGCCUCUGACUGAAAGUGAAAACAAAGUGCUGCAGGCAACAGCGCAUGCUCAGUCACAGCUGGGCUGCCCCAUUAUAAUUCAUCCUGGCAGGAACAGCAAUGCACCUUUCCAGAUUCUUCGCAUUCUGCAGGAGGCCGGAGCUGAUAUCUCAAAAACAGUCAUAUCUCAUCUUGACAGGACUAUAUUUGAUGAGAAGAAACUGCUGGAGUUUGCUAAACUUGGAUGCUACUUAGAGUAUGACCUCUUUGGUACGGAAAUACUUAAUUACCACUUCAAUCCGGAUAGAGAUAUGCCAAGUGACAAUGAAAGAAUUGCAAGGGUUCGGAUGUUGAUUGAUGAAGGCUAUGAAGACAGAAUUGUAAUUGCUCAUGAUAUACACACUAAGAAUCGACUGAUGAAAUACGGAGGUCAUGGAUAUUCACAUAUCCUCAAAAACAUAGUUCCUAAAAUGUUAUUACGAGGUAUAUCUCAAAAUAGAAUUGAUAAGAUACUAAUUGACAACCCAAAACAGUGGCUGACUUUUAAAUAGGGUUCAUGAUUAUGUAUCCACAUCUUGUAUGUAAACUUGCUGAGAAAAGUCAGAUUUGUUUUGAUAUUGUGGUCAUUUUAAAGCUAAAGUCUUUUUGAGGAAAAUUUGUAGGAUAUUGAUAAGACCCCCCCCCAAAAAAAGCAGACAAUCACUCCCCUUUUUAAUUAGAACAAAAAUGUUAUGUGCUAUCUAUUAAUCUGAUCACCCCUAAUAAUCUGGUCUUGAAUGAGUUAUUUGUAAUGAGCACAACUACAGAAUCUUUCCAAAUAAAUAUUGAUAUAACUGAUUCGAAAGUGCACAUUUAAUACUAUAGCUCCUUAUUAUUCAGGAGCUAGUUCCUCAACUAAACUACUUGAGGAAAUGUUAAAUUUCUAGUUAAAUGACCCCCCUCCCCCCCCCACCCCUGGAACAAUUUGAUGUUCCGUAUAAUAUUGAUGAUUCUGUUAAUUAUCCUGCUGUUCUUUAAUGUUUAAAAAAGAACAUGGCACUUUUAAAUAGCUUUUGCAGAAAACAGAAUAACAGUGGGAAGACAACAUGAUUUUUAAAAAGGUGAAGUAUCUCUCAGGAUUAAGAACAUGAAGAAAUUAUUUUAAAUGAAAAUGUAAAGAAUACAUGGAAAAGAUAUUUUUAAUAAAGCAGUUUCUAGACUAGUAACAAUCACUACUCUUUUGCUUUAAAGACUUCUUUUAAAUUAUGAUUCAAUUUUGAGUUGAACUUUGGAAACUUUCAGGUGAAAAUGUGAAAAAUCAUUCAAAUCAGCCUGAUGUUGAAAAGAUGAAAAUCCACAAGUUGAAAUAUAUACAUAAUAUAAUUUAAUGAAUUAUUACAGUUAUAACAAAGGCCAUGUUUUAAUCAGUUUACAAAUCAGUUUGUCAAGAUAUGAUUCAAAAGAGAAAUGUUUGCCUCAUAUAUGUUUUUCAUUUAAAUACUUAUUUCUUCUAAACCAAAUACAAAGAAAAGAUUGUGUAUUAGCAAUGGCAAUCAUAUUUCAACAAUUUAUUCUUUCACGUGUCCAGCUUUUGAUGUCCUGUGGUAAUGAAGUAUUCCUGGUCACUCCUGGAUGAAUGUGCAUUGCUAGUUAUAAAUGAUUUUUCAUUUGAAACAUUGUUUGACACCUAUAUAAGAGAGCACCACAGCUUUGCUGCCAACUACUCUUUACUGAUGACCCUUUCCAAUAAAAGAAUUUGUGAUAUGAGAAGGUGUAAAGUCAAUUUUAUGUCCAUUAUAAAAUAUAUUGCAUAUAACCAGUACAUCCCAUGAAUAUGGGUCAAUGUCUUUAUCAUAAGGAGUUUAGAAAUAUUUAAUCAAACUGAUGUGAUGUAAUGUGGGAAGAGAGGGAGGCAGUUAUGAAGCACAACUCUUAUAAAUAACUGCUUUCUAGAAGGAUUUUUCUAUCUUUAAAAUCUCUGUCUUAAAGUUAUUAAAAAAUCAAAGGUGAAUAUACUUUAUUAAUUAUGGCAGAUAUUUGACUCUUCAGUAUUUGAUAAAUCUCCGUUUAUCCUUUUCCCUUGGUAUAGUAGAGAAGGUUGCAUGUGGCAGAUUAUGUAAAACAAAAAAGCUAGAUCCUGCCUCCCACUUUCCAGAGCAAUUUAUGCAAAUAGUAUUUUUAUUCUGCCAUGAAGGUAACCUAGGAUCUAUACUCCAUCAGCAUUACAGCCGGAAGCUACAUUAUUAUUUUGACCCUGUGGUAUUCCUGCUAUUGUUUUGUUUUAGAUUUAAACUUGCAAGUAUCAUUUUGGGAACAAUUAAAAACGUCAUUUCUAAAUAAAAAUCCUUUGUAUAGAGAUAUUAUUGAUAUUGCUGCUCUUACUGAUUGUAAAAGAUUUUCAUAGAAUUAUAACUCAAACGUAUGUUUUUACAAUGCAAUUCUCUAGGCCAUUAAGCUAUUAUACUGAUAAGCCUUCACUGUUUGAGAUAUAGAUAUAUAUGUAUAUAGCUAUAUAAGAAAAAUAGGCUUUAAUACACAGGUUUUUUGCAUUUCAAAAUGCAAAGCAAGUUUAAGUUUCCCUCUUUGCAUAACUGGUUUUUAUAUUUGGUAAUAUGCUUAUCUGUUAAUUACAGUCACACCAUACUACAAACUAUUCAAUACCUUGUAACAGGUACUGUGUGAUGGCAUAAUUAUAUGGGCCCAAAUCCCAUUCUCAUGCAAGUAUCUACACUGACUUUAGCAAGACUGGUUGCAUAAAUAAGCUGAGCAGGAUUUUGGCCAGUGGUUUUUUCACAAUGUUCUGUGCAAUGAUUCUAGUUGAUUCUUUAUAGUAUGUCAAGUCUUAAAUAAUCUUCUGUUAAACAAAAGUAGUAACUACAAAUUUACAUUGAAAACUAAUUGCAGCAAAGAAAUCAUUCUGGCCUGGCCUGGGAGUAUGGGUGGUAGACUUGCUGAAACAGUAUUUAUGCAACAAACCAUCAAGAACGGGUUUGUAAAAUUGUCUAAGUAUAUGUAUUAACACAUAUGUUUACAUAUUAAGAGCCAAAAUACAUUCCCACUGAAAUUAAUGGGAGUUUUGCAGUUGGCUUCAAUGGACCCAGAAUUUGGUCCAAAUAUAGGCAGUUUAUGUCAUGUCAUUUCUUAUACUUUCAUUGAACUGUUUCUUCUGCCUUUCUUUCGUAAAACACAAGGCUAGAGCAGGGAAAUUUAAAUGAAUGGGUGGAAAUUAUUUAGAAGAUAAAGAGUUAAGGCUUGAAAUAUGUUAGUUUCUUGCUCUAGAUAGCAGGAUAACAAAAGUACAAGGCAAACAAUUCCUUUGGAGAGAAGAAGCAUUUCAAUUACUUCUUCCAUUUAUUGUAAACUCAUUUCUCACUAUGAGUGGACUCCAAGCAUCAUAGUUAGCAGGUAAGUCACAAGAACCAAAGCUGACAUAUGGAUAAAGCAGCAAGAUCAUAAUACAUCAACGUAUCAUAUAUACUGAAGAAAUAAUUCAGUCUCUUUAGAUUUUCCUAUAAAAAUCGUGAUCUAUAUAGGACUUCAUUCACAUCGACAUUAACAAUAAGAAGUAUUUGCUUUGGUGGUAGUGGCUCACACAUCUGUUUAACUUGGUGUAUAUAUAUAUUAAUAUAAGGUUUCUCUGGGUCAUACAGAUGUGAGUCAGGUAGCAUUUGAUUUUUCCCCGCUACUGAGGUGUCCCACGGUCAGUAUCCGCUGGAUUCUUGAUUCAUUGACUUUUGCCACAUGAAUCCAUCGUUUAGCAGAACAAGCUUAGUUUUUGACUCAUGAUCAGUCAGCAUAAAUAAUAAAUCCAGAAAAUGUGCUGUAUUUGUUGUUGUUUCCUCCAUGUGCUUUUCCUCCAUCUAAUUUUAUGUAAACUUCAUCUCCUGGCUCCAAGUGAAGAACCACACUGUUACUCGCAUAGUCGUAAUUCUGAUCAGCGUCCUGAGCAAUU
This is a messenger RNA of Pelodiscus sinensis (Chinese soft-shelled turtle), 4499 nucleotides long. NCBI's taxonomy places the organism in Eukaryota, Metazoa, Chordata, Testudines, Trionychidae. The record is from RefSeq and is a predicted model, not a curated record.